CUUACUUCACUUACAGAGUUUAUAUGAAAGUUGAAUAACUAUGCAACCAGGGUCUCUAAGUAGAAGUUCUUACAAAUCCUAAGAUGCUGCAGGGUACUGAGAGAGGAUAAAGCCCUCUCCAAUCUCACACUCAGUGAAAAUAGCAAACAAAAGGCUUCAGUGGUAGUAGAAAACUAAGUUCUUCAAAAGCAGGUAAAGGUCCUGUUUACUCCUUCCCGAGAGCUGAGAAAGGGUUUUCAGAUUAUAAGUAACAGAGUUGCCCUUGUAUGGCACAGAACUGGGAUAAGAUUUUACUUCUUAGGGGCUUAAAUAAUGAAGUCAGUGGAACAGGACUGAAAACGAACAUAAAGAACAGCUUUAGCUUUGACGCAAAGAAUUGCAUCAGUGCUUGACAAAACCGAAGAUUCUUAAUUUUUAAAAACGCUUCCUUUAAGCACUUCCUAACCUUUCAUUAUCUGAGACAACAUAUCAAAUGAGCAGCAGUACAAAGGAUGCAUGUGAUUUCGAAAUGCCACAAUUGAGCCAACUGCAGUUGCACGCGUAUGUAGCAUGGAGGCGGGAUCAAAAAAAAAGAAUAUAGGGAGUAUAGGGUUUCAUCUGCAUAAAAAGAUACUCUCCCCAUCUUCUAUAGCAUUAAGUUUUGCGAAGGUAAGUUUCUCCCCGCUUGAAAGCGCCCCCCAGGGACAAGAAUUCAUCCUGAUCAAGCCUAAGGCCGUGGCAGGCAAGGUGUUGAGUCACCGGGUACAGCGGUCAUGCGACAUAAAUAUUAUUUGAUGACGAAGGUACUCCAGGCUCAGGUUCCAAGGUAAACCACUGGCAAAGAUGACCGUGGUUAAGGCAUUAGAAAGCAGGGUCGACACUGAGACGCACUUCCAGCCCUACAGGGACUGUAUUUUACGAUUGAGGCAAACUUCGAGUCUCCUCAUGUGACAUGCGUGUACUCCUGGAUGGUUUUAAUUAGGCGAAACGCGAUUUGCAGCGUGAUUCCCUCCAGUCGAUAGAGCGGAAUCUCUCUGGCUCCCACCCCUUCUUAACCUCAGGCUUCCUGCAUCCCGGAGUCCCCCUGGCAGCCCCUUCCCUCCCCCGCCCAGGGAUGCUCCGGCUCGGCGCUUAGCCAUUCAUCAACCGGUUCACACCGGUGGCGGCCGCCGCGGAGUGACGUCCGCGGGGGCGGGCCUCCGCCCCCGCCUGUAGGCGCCUGGCUCGCAGUUCCAGGCCGCGAUUGGUGGCUGCAGGGUUGCACGUCGCGCUGGCUAUAAAGGGGAGGGCUUGUGACGCAAGGGCGCCUCGGCGCGUGUAUUGGCUCCUUCGGCUGCGGGCCGGCUAGGCUACGCGCUCUGCUCGGAGCCGCUCACUGCAUGGUAGAGUCUGGUGCCCCCGCCGCCGCCUGCAUCGCCGCCGCCGCCGCUCCGCCACGACCACCGCCGCCUCCUGCCCUGCAGCCGCCGCCACCGCCUGUGUCGCCGCCGCCUCGGGACCGGCUGUAUGAUUAGGCCACAAUCUUCAAUGAGUAAACAUAUUCCUCAAUUCUGUGGUGUUCUUGGUCACACAUUUAUGGAGUUUCUGAAGGGCAGUGGAGAUUACUGCCAGGCACAGCACGACCUCUAUGCAGACAAGUGAACUAUAGAGAUUGAUUGCUACUCCACCAAGAAGCCCCCAUAAGAGUGGUUAUCCUGGACACAGAAGUGUUUAAUUGAAAUCCACAGAACAUUUUACAAGAGUUCUGACCUGAAUGGGGUAAACCUCAGUGCACUUCUUUUCUGUUGCCUCAGUAUUACUGGAUUGAAGAAUUGCUGCUUCUUGUUAGGAGGUUCAUUUCAUUUAUCAUUACUUAACAACUUCAUACUCAAAGCACUGAGAAUUUCAAGUGGAGUAUAUUGAAGUAGACUUCAGUUUCUUUGCAUCAUUUCCGUAUUCAGUUUUUUAAAUUAUUUCAUAACCCUAUUGAGUGUUUUUUAACUAAAUUAACAUGGCUCGAAUGAACCGCCCAGCCCCCGUGGAAGUCACGUACAAGAACAUGAGAUUUCUUAUUACACACAAUCCAACCAAUGCGACCCUAAACAAAUUUAUAGAGGAACUUAAGAAGUAUGGAGUUACCACAAUAGUAAGAGUAUGUGAAGCAACUUAUGACACUACUCUUGUGGAGAAAGAAGGCAUCCGUGUUCUCGAUUGGCCUUUUGAUGAUGGGGCACCACCGUCCAACCAGAUUGUUGAUGACUGGUUAAAUCUUGUAAAAAUCAAGUUUCGUGAAGAACCUGGUUGUUGUAUUGCUGUUCAUUGCGUUGCAGGCCUUGGGAGAGCUCCAGUACUUGUUGCCCUAGCAUUAAUUGAAGGUGGAAUGAAGUAUGAAGAUGCAGUACAAUUCAUAAGACAAAAGCGGCGUGGAGCUUUUAACAGCAAGCAACUUUUGUAUUUGGAGAAGUAUCGUCCUAAAAUGCGGCUGCGCUUCAAAGAUUCCAAUGGUCAUAGAAACAACUGUUGCAUUCAAUAAAACUGGGGUGCCUAAUGCUAUUGAAAGUAGAAUCUGAGAUACGACCUAAUUUGUUAUACAUAUUAGCCAACGUAUUGGCUUAGUAAGUCUGAUGAAGCUUCCACAGGAGUAUUGAAAGGCAUUUUUACGAGGCCACAAGCUAGACAGAUUUGGCAACCUCUGUGUUUGGGUUACAGUCAACCUAUUUGGACACUUGGCAAAAGAUUCUUGUCAGCAUAUAAAAUGUAUCUGUCAUUCGUACCAAUUGACCAUUCCCAAAAUCAUGUAGUAUUGAGUUAUGACUUGUUUCAAUCUAUUCCCAUGCCAGAAUCUUAUCAAUACAUAUGUAGGAAGAUUUAGGUGCCAAAAUACCCAGCACAAUACUUAUAUAUUUUUAGUACCAUACAGAACUAAAUCCCAGGAACUAUGAACACUCUAGACCUUAUGUGGUUUAUUCCUGCAAUCAUUUCAGACAUUGAAAGUAGGGCCUACAUGAUUAUUUGCCUGCUCGCUUUAUGUUUACAUCUCCCACAUUCAUACAUCAGGUUUGCUUAACCAUUGAAUUUUUUUUUAACCAAGUCUUAAAAUGAUUAUUUAAUGUGUUUCUAUAAAUCUCACUUUCUGUUGUUAUUAAAAAAACCUCCAUUUUGAAAAUCUACAUUGUACAGAAGCACAUGUCUUUAAUGUCUUCAGACAAAAAAAGCCUUACAGUUAAUUUAAUGUUUGCACUCUGAGGUGCAACUUAACAGGGAGGGCCUGAGAAAGAAUGGGAGGGGUCUGUUAAUUAUUUUUAGCAAAAUGUUGCCUUUGUCUUGUGCAGAACAUGUAGAAUAUGCUCUUUAAUUUAGUAAAAUAUUUUUUUAAAAGGUAGAGAUGCUUUGUUAUUGUAAUCAUAAACUUCCUGAAAUUCUUGUAAUUUUUUUUCCAUACUUAUCAGAAGUUGUAUACCAACUUAUUUUUGUUCGAAAGUGUGAUUCUUUUUUUUUCCUUCCGAGCCUCUCUUGCAAAAAAAGAAGUGGGUUUCUGCUAAUGAAUUGAGCAGACAUCUAAUAUUUUAUAUGCCUUUGAGCUCUGUAACUUAAUAUUUGGAUACUUGAUAAUUUGUUUUAUUAUGUAAUUGAUAAAAUGGUGAUGUGUAUUAAUGUUUGUUCAACCAUGUAUUUAUACUGUCUGGGGAUGUGUGGUUAUAGUUCUGUGGGAGAAAUAAUUUGUCAGUGUUCACCAGCUUGUAAAAACUUAGUGCGAGAGCUUAAACAUCUAAAUAAAUAAUGAAAUGCAUUUAUCAUCA
Cebus imitator (Panamanian white-faced capuchin) is the source of this 3758-nucleotide messenger RNA. RefSeq names its product protein tyrosine phosphatase 4A1 (gene PTP4A1). Gene Ontology annotation, biological process: protein dephosphorylation. The transcript has 6 exons. NCBI's taxonomy places the organism in Eukaryota, Metazoa, Chordata, Mammalia, Primates, Cebidae. Gene Ontology annotation, cellular component: nucleus. Gene Ontology annotation, molecular function: protein tyrosine phosphatase activity; protein tyrosine/serine/threonine phosphatase activity. The record is from RefSeq and is a predicted model, not a curated record. Bases 1970 to 2491 code for a protein of 173 amino acids.